AUGAAUAAUUACGUUACACGCGCUGCUCUUGGCAAAGUAGCCGAUCAUGUUCAAAGCAAACCAUCGAUUGUCGAAACAGAUCCUGAGAUUCGAGCAGCUAUGGAGACUGCUGUAUCUUCUACCAAGAAGCACUGGUGGAAGAAACGUCCCCAAGCAGAUAUCAUAUUGAGUGCUCAUGAUCGCCAAAUUCUAAGAACAGUCAAGAAGCGAGCGUGGUAUCUGGAUCGUGGAUGCAAAUGUUGUUGUCUACAAGUAGGAUUGGAUGGCGUCGUUGGCUUGAUUCCAGUAGUAGGAGAUCUUAUCGGUGUCCUUUUGGCCUUGCACCUUGUAAAGGUCGCGUGUCGCGCAGACUUACCCAAUCAUAUUAUUGCCAAGAUGCUAGUCAACGUGUUUAUUGAUUUUAUUCUCGGAUUGACUCCGAUAGCAGGUGAUGUAAUGGACGUGCUUUACCAAUGCAACUGGCGAAAUGCCAUGAUCCUAGAAGAAUACUUGUUCCUUCGACGUCGUGAUGAGAUUAGAGCUGAACAUGGUGCUGCAGGCUAUGGAAGUAUCUUUAUUUCCAAAAACGACAAUAACGACAAAUAA
Molecule: messenger RNA, 585 nt
Organism: Lichtheimia ornata
Lineage: Eukaryota; Fungi; Mucoromycota; Mucoromycetes; Mucorales; Lichtheimiaceae
Exons: 3
Coding region: 1-585 (194 amino acids)
Source: RefSeq, a predicted model, not a curated record